Molecule: messenger RNA, 17608 nt
Organism: Porites evermanni
Lineage: Eukaryota; Metazoa; Cnidaria; Anthozoa; Scleractinia; Poritidae
Source: the annotation of a GenBank genome assembly
CAGGCCUCAGCUCAACAACAAAAAGAGGAAGCAAUGGAAAAGUUUAGACGACACAGCUACGAGAAAGCGGUGGAAUUAUUUCAACUCUGUCUUCUGUUUCAUCCGGACGAUAGCUCAGGCGUGAAGUUUAGACGUUCGGUUCAGAGUCAUCAAGCGACUGCUUACUUCCAUUUAAAGAAUUACAGGAAGGCUCUUGAGGUUGGAGAGUCUAAUUCAACAUUUAAGUCUAAGGUAAGAUAUAUUCUUGCUAGUAAAGCUCCCUUGCCAGGCGAUUUCGAGUGAUCGAUAGCUACAAUCUUCCAGAAGGGAACCAAAGUAUCGACAGACAAGAAGGAACGAAACCCUCACUCGCGAACAGCUUUCCUGGUUUUGCCUUUUGUGAUUUCAUUUAAUGUUAUAGUUCAUUGGUUUUUUUUUUUUCAUGAGUAGCAACUCUGCUGCUUACCUGUCUGCUGUCUGGAUUAUCAACUUUGGGCUUUGCGAACAGACUGGAACUAAGCCCUGGAGCGCUUACCAUUUGUAAGAAAAUUUCGGUGAAAAAUUUCUGACAAAUGGUAAUGGACUUGAAAACGUCUCCGAAAAGAGAAAUAGGUUAGAGUUGUACCAUUUGCAAAACACCAGAUAACGAGUGGAACUGGGUUAAAACAAAUCACCUUCGAUUCCGCCUCAAAAGGAAGCCUGGCACUGGUUAACUAGACAAAUGGUACAAAUAAUUUCGGUUGUUUCGGUAAAAACGACAAAAAGGUAUACGUAAAACCUUGAAAGGUAUUACUUUUUUUCCGGAAAAUUUCCACCGGGAUAAACCAUUCCAUUUGAAUUCUCCCCCGAAUUACCGGGUUUUCCAUACAAAUGGUAAGCGCUCUUGGUCUCAUGGCGUUUGAUAGCUAGGAGUAGCCUAAAUAGAAAUUAAUCGACUCUGGAAAGACGGUCCUUAUAUUACUGAACCUUAGUGUGCACUGGCCGUAUUUACAGGAUGAAGCAGAAAGAUGGAAGGACAGAGGAAAUCGCCUCUCCAAAGAACCCAGUUCGUUAGACCUAGCAAUCGACUGUUAUUCGCUUGCACUUAAAUAUGCAGACGAGAAGGACCUUAAAGCAACUAUUUUGUCAAACCGAUCUCUGAUGUAUAUAAAUACGGCAAGAUACGAAGAGGCACUAUGUGAUGCCCAGCGUUGUGUAGAGAACAAACCCAACUGGGAAAAGGUAAAACGAGGCCUCUUUACUUUUACAUUCGUGCGGGUGGAGAUUUAGAAUCAAGUUUACAGCGAACGGUACACGUGACAUUUCAAAUUGGCAAUUUCUCAAUUCGCGAAGAGAGCCAACAAGAACUGGGCUCUGAAAAUAUUCUUGUUUGUAAACGUGUGACCGCUGAUAUAACUGCGGAUUAAGGACCAGUAAAGGGAAAACUUGACGUUUGCUGUUUUUCGGUAACGUGAUUCCGAAUCUCUCCGUAGACCAUUUUUACGAUGACGACAUUAUACUCGAACUACCAAAAUUCAUUUCGUUUUUGCCUUCUGCUUUCUUAUUUAGUUUUCUAAAUCCCGCUGAGUUUAAAAAACACUAGCCUUAAUUUGCACAACGAAACAACAAACUGAAGGAUUCUGGUACUUGUAGUAAAAUGACGUUAUCGUGCAAUUGUCCUGUGACGAUAACUGAAAUUUCGCAUCCGUUCCUCGGUCAAUCAAGAGUAAAAUCAAAAUCGUACCAGUCGUGACUUAUUUGCACGUGAUUUCCUGUGAUGGGCCUGGCUACAUGUAUUUGUUUUAAGAUCCGAUAGGUUCAUCGGAUUGUCUUCUAUUCCCUGUACUGUAAUUGACUUGUUACCCAACUGAAACUGUUCCAAUUAAAAAUAGCCUUUACUUUGCGCAAUUAAGAAAACUACCCACAGUGAAAAAUUAUUGAUACGGCUACUUCAUGGUUCAAAGCGUAAAUAUUUUCAGGCCUGAAACUGACUCGUCUCCAGUUGACUCUUAUCACUCCUUAGCGGCUUGCAGGUUUAUAUGGAAAGGACGAACGUGAAAGGGAGAGAAUUCUUCUCUUCGUUCCAUCACCCUCUACUUCCGUCGCUGUCAGUUCGCGUUUAAUACGAAGAAGACUGGAAACGAGUCAGGGCUGAAUUUUUUUUCCGAUCAGUUCUUUGAUGCUGGUUCCUUUACUUAGUUUUGAGAUAUCUACACAGUUUCUGCACUAGCUCGUAUCCUUUAUAUUUGUAUUUACUACACGUCAGGCGCAGUACCGUUUAGGAUCUUGUCUAUUUGCACGCGAGAGAUACAGUGAAGCUUUGGAGCCUUUUUCAAGAUCUCUAAAGUUGUUACUUAACAAUCCCUCAAGUAAGGAGCACCGUAAAGUGGAUACCUUAAAUCAAGUUUUGUCGGUGGCACAAAAACAUCCAGGUACGUAGUCGACUUCACACACAUACAUACAAACUAAUAUUUUAAGGGAAAGAGAUACCAUUUGGAAAAGUAUAUAAAAACUGUCAAAGGUGUUAUCAAAGUAAUUGUCAUUAAAUAUGGCAAAGUAACACUCCACAAAGGCCACAUUGAGAACAGAAGGUGGCCGUUGUGGGGAGGUAGUGGUGUAAUACAAUAUAUAAAGAUUAUCUAAGUCAGAAAACCGGUAUUCAAUUUUCUGAUACACGUUCGUUUUAUAGCGUAAAAAUUCGAAUAGUUAACACGCUAGUUUCAUAUCACGUAUUUCAUUCAGGUGGCACGUGUGGUAUCCAAUACGAUGUCCCUCGAAGCCUAAUUCAAACGGCAGUCGACAAGGCUGUGGCCGAUAAAGACUGGCAGCGACUUCAUCUUCUCUUCAUGGGCGGUGGAGGAGAAAAACGUUUUCAGAAAGGCUCAGGAGGCCUGGGAACUGGCUGCGACGCAAGUAGUGUUCCCUUGGAAGAAGUCAUUCAAUGCGAUUUCAAAGAUCUUACGGAUUUUAUAAGCGCCUUACUGGAUCACAAAGCAAGCGGUGAUCCUCCAAAGGGGCGCGAAAAUCCAGUCGAUGUCGCCAUCCAAUUGGAGAAAUUUGAUGUUGUAAAUGUUCUGAUGGACAGAUGUAAAACGACAGAGCCGUCCCUAGAAACAACCAGCACAAGUGAAGCCCAUAAGGUAUGAGAAUACGAGGCGCGACGUUUUUUCUGUCAAGUUAGAGCUUCUAUAAGAUGUGCUCUCAUUAUAUCUUUCAUAUAACGGUCCCUUCAACUGUUAAUAAAACGCAAAAAAAGGGAAAACAUUUUAUGUUAGAAGUCUUGCUUCAGCGAAAACGUAGUAUUCUCAAAGAGUAUGAAACCUUUCUUCCUUGCCUUAAUUCUGGUUCCGGCAGGUGGGUAAGUGAAAACAGCGAAUCACCAAUGAACAGGACGUAGUGGAGGGCUUCUACGGUUUUGUGGCUAAACAUGUGAAAUCACCUUAAACGGACACCGCCAUAGGACGGUUAACCCCCUAAAAACUACACUUAGAGGUGGCCCCUGCCAUUUUGUCGCUUGAAAAUUGAAUAGACCUUUCUAGCUUGUAAAUUUUCUUUUCCCAUUUCAGACCACGAGAUGUUACCUUCAGACAACUGUUGGUCUCAAAUGUCGUCCUAUCCAACAGCAUAUUUAUGCAUAAUUUAUGAAAUGACAAAGGCCAAAUCCCUUGAGAACAUUUCACGUUGCUUUGCUUGAAUUGGGAAAACAUUACAUACAAGCCUAAAAGGUCGAUUGACUCCCUAUAUGACCGGACAUUUUUUACGACCGAAGCUAGGCCGUUUCCAGAAAGCGUCCGUCUUCUAGAGACCUGACCUUAUAUGAUUUAAGAUGCGGCAUUACACCAGGAUUUUGAAGGCCUCGUCCAUUAAUGUUUUCCUUGUUUUCAUUUUGCCUCUUUUCCAGAGAACGUUCAAAUCUGAAGCUCUGGAAGCAAUAAGGAAACGUGACAACAAAAAGGCAAUCGAACUGUUGCAACUAUCGCUAAAACAUGAGAAAAACAACGUUAAAGAACAACGCAAAAUACUUAAACAUUUGUGCGAGUUGUACUUUGGAGAAACCUCCUUCCAAGAAUGUCUCGCGACGGGACGGAAGUUGAAAGCUACUUGCUGGGGAGAGAAAGGAGAGGAUAAUGAUUCCUUCAGGGUAAGUUUGUUAUAUAAGUGAUGAUAAAACACGAAUGCCACGAACUGAACUUAGAGUUCCUGUCUUUCAAAAUUUUCUAUAAUCAUCAUCAUCACCACUUCCGCCACAACCAUCAUCGUCUUCGUCAUCAUAAUCAUCAUCACCACCUUAUAAUUGUCAUCGUCAUUAUCAUCACCAUAAUCAUCAUCAUCCUAUUAUUCACCUAGUACUGAACCUUAUUGUACAUAUACCUGUUAUUCUUUGGACUCUUUUUGUCUCUUACUAGAUUGCACUGGCUAACCAGUGGAAGAAGUGGGGCAACGAGCUUCACAAGGAAAGCAAGUACGAGUUAAUGGCUCAGUUCUACAGUCUUGCUCUGGAGUUCACACCGCUAUCAAACAAGGAGAUAAUGACAGCUCUCCUCUGUAACCGAUGUUUGGCGUUCAUUAAGUUGAAAAAGUUUAAGGAAGCUUUAGCAGACGCCGAAAAAUGCAUCAAAAUUAGGCCUGAUUGGUUCAGGGUGGGUCGCUAUUUUCGCUUUGUACCCCUAACUAAUAUUGAACGACGUUUUCAUGUGUCGGCAACGCAAGAGUUAGACAAAGUGCUAACGAAUAUCAAAGGCCAUGACAUAAGAGAGGAGAGGAAGAUGCUUCUUUUAGGUACAAUUAUUUCGCAAGGUAUAUUCUUCAGUUCAUUAGAUAGAAAUGCUAUUGGGUGAAUCUGCACACCAGCUUCCCAUACUACUUACUUCCAUAUAGAGCAUAUUGUUAUCUAUUUCCUUUUCUGUCAGGGACAUUCGCGCCAGGGAACCUGCCUGUGUCACCUAAAACGAAAGAGAGAAGCUCUUGAAGCUUUCUGUAAAGCACACACCUGCGCUUUAAAUGAGAAAGACGAAAAUGCCACUGCCUAUGACGUAAUAUCCACCGCUAUGGACGUAGAAGGUUAGUGAUCUGUUUUGAACCGUUAUCAAAAAAGCAACGCAAGGGGCUGCUUGCUUGAUAACCAUGCUAUGACACCCCUUCAAAGCCCAGUGGAAUACAUUUGGAUGUCGACUGAUAUAAAUCUGAUGGUCUUAAAUUUCGGCUUUCGGCUCUGUACAUGUGUCACUGAACGAUUCUUGGCCAUACUCAUCGACUUAGUAAGUUUCAAUGCAAACGUGUUUGAAGAAAGUUGUGUUGAAAAUUCCCCCAACAGCCCUGGCCGACCCAUUUAGAUUGGACAACCGUGAAACUGUCGUUAUACUAUCCUUAGUUAUAAACCUCGAAUAUUGGACCACCUGCGUAAAUCCACUUAUGGCCCCUCGUAUGACUUGCGAACGAAUUUUACUAUUCCAACAGGAGUCAUGAUUUGUCCGGUUUUUGUCACCGGAUUAAAAAGAAAAACAUCGGCGCAAUUUAUUGUUUGAUCAAUGACUACUGUAUUCUAUUUAGGUGACAAGAUGGAUUGGUUAUGAUGAAACCAUUGGAUACUCAUGAGCGACGUUACCUUUCCUCGUUGCCUAAUUGUAAUUGGCAGAAGUGACCCUCGAAAAGAAGAGACAAAUAUGGGAAAGUGACCGCAUGUUUUUACUUUUCUGCAGGUGGAGAAAACCGGAUUACGUGCAACCUUUCUCUCAGGAGUCUGCAGUAUCUGGUAAAAGAGGCAACCGUUAAGAAUGAGUGGAAAAAACUAAGAUUUCUGUAUCUUGGUUUAGCAGCUAGUAAGGCAGCCAAAGGAGUAUGUUUUGAAUGUGACGCCUCAUGUGUGCCAUUAGAUCUCCUCAUUGAGUCAAAUGUGGAGGAUUUACAUAAUCUUGUUCCACUUCUCCUGCGGAGAGGUGCCCUGCCAAAUGGUUUGAAAGAAUGUAAAAGACCUCCUUUGUUGGUUGCAAUGGAAAGGAGGAAAUUUCCUAUAGCUGUGAUUUUGUUAAGAAACCAAGCUGACCCUUCGUGCAUUGUUGGACAUGGAAUAUUCAUAAAUAAAGAGGUACGUAAAAUAAAACGAAAUUUUUUAAUGUCCUCCCAAAUUUGUAACAUGCGCAAGCUCAAGCGCGCAACUAAUUAACUAUGCAAUCCUGAUUAUAAUGUACAACGAGGAGCUUGACAGGGAUCGAGGGUUUGAAUCGCUUCAGGGACAAUAAUGCAGAUUCAUCUCUUGUAGGGUCAAUCAAAGCAGUGGCUACAUCUUGGUCGCAAAGCAGUUGAGAGCAGUAACCAUGAAAAGGCAGUCAUGCUCCUCAACAUGUGCAUUCAUCUCUCUGAUCCCGACCAAGAUGUGUCAAUAUUAACAGCCGCGUACCAGGCUUUGGCAGAGGCACACUUCAAGCUGGAAGAGCAUGAACAGUCUAUCAGCGCUGGGAAGGAAUGCUUUAAAUUGCGACCACAUAAAUCAGAGGUAUUUUAAAUUGCUGUUGAGAUAUGUCUUUGAAAUACAUAUGUGUUAUUAUAACCAAGCUCGAGGUUAUCUUAAUCAAGCAAGCUUGGACAAUAAAGGAUUUAUUAUAUGGCCAGAAAGAGAACUUUUUCUUGCGGGACAAACGGGGGAAAUCCCGAGAAAGCGAGAGGGGCCCGUCCUUCUCGGGUAACGAAUCAGAAUAUAGGAUUCAAAAAACACAUACAAAAAAGAAGCCCCUGAGAUCUGCUCUCGAUUUUGUACAGCAAGUUAGUUCUCAUAGUCAGCAUGCAGACGUUUUUUUAUUUUUGCUCUUUUCAUGGAUUAGAGAAACAGUAAAAUUCUGCACUUUGGCCAAAAAAACAAGCACUUUUAUAUUACAGCAAGUAGCCCAAAAGUGUGACCUCCUUUAAUUAACUCGCAUUCUUUCACGCAGAGAUUAACCAAGCAGAAGUCGAGGACACUUUGCAGCUGGCUUCUGAUUGGAUUAAAUCUGCACGAAAGAAUGUGAAUAAAUCAAAGCGGUCACACUUCUGGGCUCUUUGCUGUAACUUGGGAGAAUGAUCGACAUUAAUAAGAUGGCGAUGACAACAACGAAACAAAUAACUAAUAUUUAGAAAAAGUAAUUAAAAUCAUCAAUAUAUAUAUAUAUAUUUCUGAGAUACCACUUUAACCUUUAUUUAAGGAUGAAGCCAAAAAUUGGCAAUUUCGUGCAUCCCACUUCUCCACGUUGGGUCAGUACAAGUCCUGUAUCGAAUGCAUCAAUUUAGCAUUGAAAUACACUCCUGCAGAAUCUACAGGUAUCUUUUCUCGUCUGUUAAGUCAACGGUCUGAGGUUGAACAACAGUUAGGUGAAUACACAAGAGGCUUGGAAGAUGCCAGAAAGGCUUCAAUGAUAGCAGUAGAUAUGCUGGAGGUAAGCAAAGCUAACUUUAACUACCCGUUUUGCCGCAACUGUAAGAGGGCAUCGAUACGACUUGAGAGAGCGCCACACCUAAAUAGAAUGAAGAGGGUGCAACUGGGAUGGGAAAACGAGGAAGAUGUCAUCGUAUAUGUAUCUGCCAGGGACUGGGAUUGGAUUUCAAUCGUUAACUCUUCUUGGUUAAGGGUUAAUGGGCUAAAUAUCUCCAUCUUGCAUUCAGAAAGCCCUGAUCUAGGCCCACUGAGCCCAUCUUGGUGGCUGGCAGGAUAAGAUGGCAGAUUCAGUGAAGAAUAGGCUGGGCUUCAGAGUGAGACCAGUUACACGACAAUAUGAUUUACUGAAGCUUUCAUUUCUUUCUAGGGAUAUCUGAAUCAGUAUCGUUGUCUUCGGGCACUUAACAGACGAAGUGAGGCGAUGCAAGCCAUUAAUGAGUGUUUAAAGCGAACAAUCGACGAAACUGUCUUAUGCGACCUUUUGAACAAUGCACUUAAUAUUGCAGGUGGUCUUGAAGGUAAAGUGAAUAUAUUACCCCAGAUUGUAUAAUUGCCACAAUUUACCUUUAACGCCGGUGUCAUUUAUGGCUCAAAACACCUCCUUCCAAUUGUUUUAAAUCUCCAGGUCUGGGGGUUGAUCUUUUCUAGAUUGUUGCUUUUUGAAUACAUCAUUUAUGAAUGAAACGUACUGAAAUGAAACGUAGCUUGAAUUUUUUAGGUAUCAACUUUCACCUAUACUGAACUUUUUUGUUUUAUUCUCAGAGAGAACAUCGGCUCUCACAAACCCUAUCCCAAGUAAGCUUCUCAUUAACCUGGUAAACGACGUAAUAAAAAAGAAAGACUGGCACAAGCUUAAAACCCUGUAUCUUGGAGGAGGAGGGCCUUCGUCCCUGCCAGUAGGAGCUGGGGGGCUGGCAACUAACAUCGACACUACCAAUGUCCCGCUGGGAGAAGUCAUUCAUCACCUUGGCCUUAAAGAGCCCUUGCUAAUAUCAGUCUUGGUUGAGCAUGGGGCAUCCGUUAACGUGAUGGAAGGAUCAGAUGUCAUACCUUUGAACGAGGCCAUGGAAAAAGAGCAGUUACCUCUUGUGAAAAAGCUAGUCCAGUACGGAGCAAACUGUUGUGCUGCGGACAGUAAAGGAGAACCAAUAAUUCACAAAGCCCUUCAAAAAGGCCUGAUAAGUGGUAACUGUACUGGUUGAACUUCUAUUUUGCUAUAAUACUCAUGUAUUUAACUGUUCUGGUUCAUAUCCUUGAUAGCCUAUAUAGAAAGGUUGCUCAUAGUUGGACGUGAGUCACCAAUAAAUUUCGUAAGGGACGUUCUUUACAAAAAGUACACUCAGCUUCGUCGUAGAAUGUGUAUAAAUUUCCCAUGGUAUAUAAUUAGACUCUUCUUUGAGCAUUAAUUGUCAUUUAGAUUUGGUUUUCCUUCCCAGGUGAUUUCAGCUUUCUGGAAUCAAUGAUAAAAUCCAAAAACCCCAAGAUAGAGAACGUUCGAGACGCCCGUGACGACACCCUUUAUCACCUAGUUUGUGCAGAACGGAGACCCAACAAGAAGUCGUUUAAUCGCAAGUGUGAUGCAAUACGAUUACUUCGAGUAGCAAACGUAAACCCGAACCUCCCCAACAAAAGGGGUUUUCGCCCGGUUCAAAUGGUUAAUAAGAAGGAUCCUCGCUGGAGGAUGAUAAGUACCUCGAUAGAAGCCUACAAUUCGAAAACUCCUGCUCCUUCCUUCCACGAAACACACUCUGAAAAUCCAUUUCAGGAAGAAGAGAACAAAUCUAAAACCGUAGUAGCUAGUGAAGAAGAUGACAGGUCCGUUGCUUGUGAAUCUGAGGUAAACCAAGAAGAGGAAACUUCAAUACCCACAAAGGUCAACGAAAGUAGUAAGCCUGAUGAUAAACAAAAACGCAGGAUACAACUAAGGCAAAACAUUGAUGUCAUAAUAGAAACUUUGUCUCCGCUUGUGUCCGUUCAAACGGUAGAAACUGAAGAACAAGAAGACAAUGAUAUUCUCGAUGAGUCUGCUCCAAUUCCUGACAUGACAGGAAAUGAGGAGACGCCAAAAGACCACGCUUUUGAAGUGUCUACUAUAAGCGACUACAGACAAAUUGAUGCCACCGAGCAAGAGAUCACAGAUGACGAAGUGGAGGCUGAAAUUGACUUUCAAACUCCUUUUGAAGACCUUCCUUGGGAAGUCGACUGUACUGAUCGAGUGUGGAAGGUAAUGAGAAGCAAAAGGGUAGACAACAACACGCGAAAACGAAUUAUAGAAAAAGUGCAAAUGUUGGCAAAUGGGAGAUGGAGCAAGACACUUUGUAAAAGGCUGGAAGGUGAGCCAAAGAAAGAGGGCAUCCACCUCUAUGAGUCAAAGUUGACCAAAGGUCAGCGAAUACUAUGGGAGGUAACUGUCGCUUUUUCUGGUAGGCUUAGUGACCUACCCGAGAACCGUUUAAAAGAAGAAACUUCUGAAGGACGAAUCUACUCGGAGAUCAUUCGUGUUUGGGACAUUGUGUUGGACCAUGACAAACUUCAACGUUCAAUUGACCACAUCGUCAAGUCACAUGACCGAGGAACGCAUUGUCUAAUCAAAAAGAAAUUGAAAGGAAUACAUGCGGAAUCUCGAAAUGCCAACGCUUCAUCAGGCGAGCGUUUGCCCAACAAGUACGUGGAAAUAGCAGAUCUGAACACCCAAACCAGGUCAAUCAAUAAAAAGAACAUUCCAAAGAAGACACACCCAAGUGAAAAUUUGCCUCAAAUGUUCUUCCCACCUGCAAGCUCAAAUGAACAAGAAUACCAUAUUCUUAAGUUUUACUCGUUUAACACACCCUUGGUGAAGACAGUUCUAGAAAGUGAUACCUCUACAAAGAUCGACUUCCCCUUCAAGAUCACAGAGCUGGAACAUGCCAUUGUCAACCUCCGUCCAAACCCUCCAACUCCCAUCAUUCUCCUGGGUCGUAGUGGCACCGGUAAAACCACUUGUUGUCUUUACCGCUUAUGGGAUAAUUUUCAAAGGUACUCGGAGAGGGCAGCCACGGCUGGACCCCACAUUCCACAAUAUGUCCAUCCUUUGGAGGCCUGUGGAAGCGACAGCAAAGUAGAAUCCCCACUGAGUUCAACCGAUCAGGAUGGAUGUGGCAUAGACAGUCGACUAUUGGCUACAAAAUGUAAUGAAUAUGAAGACAGCAAGGAUUUAGAAAAAUCUGACAUGCGCGGCAGUUCAUGUUUUCACCAUUCUGAACAAGACUUUCAAUGUGAAGCUAAUAUUCCUGGCAAUUCAAAUGGUCCUUGCAUGUACGAGCACUUACACCAGAUAUUUGUUACCAAGAAUACUGUCCUCUGCAGCGAAGUAGAAAAAAACUUUAAAGAACUCUGCCGAGCGUGUCCGGCUACGCAGCGACGUCUGCAGUUUGAGGACCGAUCCACCCCGAAAAAGAUUCAAGACGUUGCCGAGGAGGAGUGGCCACUCUUUCUGAACUCUAGAGAUUGGCUUUUGAUGCUGGAUGCUUCUCUUCCAGGCGAAACAUUCUUCAAGCGUAUGGAAGAUGGAUCCUUAGAACGAAAAAUUGAGGGAUGGGGAGAGGAGGACAAUCAUUUACAGUUUAUUCCAGCUUUUGAAUCAGAUGAAGAAAGUGAUGAAGCGGAAGACGAAGAAGUUACAGAAAUUGAGGAUAAUAACAAAAGACCGAAAGAUAAAGGGAAAGUCCCCAGAGAAAACAGAGAUCCAAGAAGAGAAAUUACUUAUCAUGUUUUUCAACACGAAAUUUGGCCAAAGAUGAAGAAGUCUUCAAAGGAAAAAUUUGACUAUCAUCCAACUUUGGUUUGGACAGAAAUAAGAUCCUUUAUAAAAGGUUCUGCUGAGGCCCUGAUGACUGAAAAUGGAUUCCUCCCUCUAGAAGAUUACGAGUCUCUUGGUAGAAAAAAGGCACCAAACUUUUCCGCUGAUAGAAAAGUGGUGUACGACCUGUUUGUUGUGUACCAGCAACAGCGUUUGCGAGAUCGGAUGUUUGAUGAAGCUGACCUAGUGUUUAACAUUCAUCGACGUCUUCAAAGUAACCCUGUACCCCAGUGGUCAAUUCACCAGUUUUACGUGGACGAAACACAAGACUUCACGCAAGCCGAGUUGUCCCUAUUAAUACGUUGCUGUCGCUUUCCAAAUGAGCUGUUCUUCACUGGUGACACUGCUCAAAGUAUCAUGAGGGGGAUUGCGUUCCGCUUUGAUGAUCUAAAAACUUUGUUCCACCAUGCAAAGAAAGCGGCCGCUAUCAAAGAGGGGCAUCACAAUUUUAUCCGUGUCCCAAAGAAGCUCUAUCAGCUAACACACAACUAUCGGUCACACGCGGGAAUUCUUCGCCUGGCCUCAAGUGUCGUAGAUUUGCUGCUCCAUUACUUUCCAAAUUCAUUUGACCGGCUGCAAAAAGACGAAGGUUUGUUCGAGGGACCUAAACCAGUGCUGUUAGAAGCCUGCAGUCCCACCGACCUCGCCCUGAUUCUUCAAGGAAAUCAGCGACAGUCGUCCAGGAUUGAAUUUGGAGCUCAUCAGGUAGUUCUUGUGGUAUCUAAUAAGGCCAGAGAGGCAAUGCCAGAUGAGCUUAAGCAGGGAUUAGUGAUGACCAUCUAUGAAGCCAAGGGACUGGAGUUUGACGACGUCUUGAUUUACAACUUCUUCAAAGAUUCUCUGGUAAGCGAAGCACAGUCCUUCCAUUACUUAGAUAACAAGUGGGGGAAGUAAGAAAAUAUUACUUGUGAGGUCUGUGAGUGAACUACCAAACUCGUCAGCUUAUUGCAAAUAUGGUUCGUCUUCAAGUGACAAGUUAAUGUUAAUUUGAAUGAACACUACGUGCAAAAAUGUUACGAGAAGGAUCACAUCCAUGUAAAGGUAUUUUGUUAUAACGAAGAGAAUAUCAAAUGAAAGUUCGAUUACGAAUCCAGCUAGUUUUGAAUGAGGCUAUAUCAAACCGUAAGUGUUCGGCAUGAAUCAUAUUAUGAGUAUUAUCAACUCCUACGGAGCAGGGAUGGCACAAGGGUGGUCUGGGUUCGAGUCCCGAGGUCGACGCCUUACGUGGGUUGAGUUUAUUGUGGUACUUUUUUCUGUUCCGAGAAGUUUUUCUCUGGGCAUCCACUUCCCCCCUCUUCUCAAAAAACAUUCCAUUCCGAUUUGGAAAGCAUGUCAAAUUAUUUUAGGGCAUUGCAAUGUCCACUGCGUUGUCAGUCGUCUUAUCUAAAUAAUUUUUUUUAUCAUGCUAGGCCAAAAAAGAAUGGAGAGUGGUCACAAGUUUUGUGGAGCAACAAAACUUGACAGAUGCCUCGGGUUCAACUGGGCUGGCAGAGAUAACUGAGGAAAGCGUUCAGGUAAAACGCUCGCGUCCACUGGAAUUUGAUCCCGAAAAGCACAAGGUUUUAAAUUCUGAGUUCAAGUAUCUGUACACUGCCAUUACUCGAGCGAGGGUGAACGUUUGGUUCUUCGACGAAGACGAGGAAUUUCGUGCACCGGUGUUUGAAUAUUUCCGCACACUGAAGCUGGUUAAUGUGGUGACGUUAGAAGAUCAGGGGAAGGGGACAGGUCCACUUGCUAGCAUGUUUGCUGUUAAGUCAACACCAGAAGAAUGGCGAAAAGGAGGAAUGCGCUUCUACAAGAAAAGAUUGUGGGUAGCUGCGAUACAGUGUUUCACAUUUGCUGGUGAUAUGUUAAUGCUCCAGAAAAGUCAAGCACAACAGCAGGCAGCAGAGGCUAUUAAGUUCCGUUCUACAAACCGCCAAAUGAUGCGAGACGAGUUCCUGCGCGCUGGUGAAAGCUUCUUGCAAUGUAAAAUGUAUGAUGAAGCUGGGAUUUGCCUGAACAAUGCACGAGAAUGGACGCUUUUGGCCAAGCUUUACGAAAAGAUAGGAAAGGUAACGGUGGUAUCUUAUACUCAGUAUUUCUUCUUCAGUACCUUGAAGAAGAAAUGUUUUUCCCUACUAUGCGUAUUGAAUGCACUAGGAGAAGCACGGAGCUGUAUUUGACGCUAAUAUACUUUUAAACUUAACACGCAAUGAAACAAAGCUGGCAUAACAAAAGAGUCAGCUAAAUGUUUUCAUUUAAAUGCUGUUAGCCAAUUUGAUUGCUGAUAUCUACUCUACUCUUUCUUUCUAAUGAUUUGUAGCAUCAAGAUGCUGCCCGACUCUUCAGAAAGAAAGGAUUACUUCAAGAAGCAAGUAGAUGCUUUGAAUCACAGAACAACUACCGCGAUGCUAUCGAGAUCUUGUGCUCGGCAGGCCGUAUUGAAGAAGCUCUAAACGCCAUGGAGCGUUUCAAGAUUUUAUCUUCGAGUGUUGAUUUAGAAGGACGACAAGGAAUCAUCCCACCAAAAGACACUCGUACUGUUGAAAGGAUGCGCCAUCAACUAGCUGACAAGCAUUUCAGGGAAGGUAAUAAGGAAAAAAUGGAGGAAGUUCUCCAACAUCUUCCAUCAACCAACGACCGCAUUACGUUCUUGAGGAAACGUGGGUGUGUAAUCGAGGCAGCUAGAGCAAUGGGAGAAGAUGGGAGAAGAAAUGAAGCGGCGUCUCUUCUAAGAAACGAAGGGAUGUUUCAGGAAGCAGUUAAGUACUCAAGUGAUCCUACAUUUACCGCUGACUGUCUGUUGUUACAAGCUCGCACAACAAUGAACACUAACGACACCCAAGCGAUUCUUCGCAUGGCUUUGGAUAAGUACCAAAAGUAUCAAAACCAAAGAGGCCAGGCGGAAGCACUGCUUAUGCUGGGUCGACUAUCAAAUGAUGUUAAAAAGAUACAAGACGCUAGCGAAUUGUUUUGUACGUGCAAAAAUUUUUAUGGGCAAGCCGAGAGUGUAGCAGAGCUACUAAGGGCAACACAUUCGCCUCCCGAGACCUCUAGUCAACAGGACAUUAUACAGGCCUUAGAGGGGUUAUUAGGCCUUAUUACUCUCUUGUACCAGCCUGCUGGCCAGCAUUCAAUGCCGGAACGAAAAGAAGUACAAAUAUGCGAAGAGCACUUUGGGCUUUUUACCACUGACAGUGAACAAACCAGGGUCUAUUAUUGCAAAAUGGGAGGAAGAUUCUCGAGGGUAGAUCCUCAAUUCAUAGAAAGAAAUUCCUCCAAAAGUGAAGCAACAAUCGAAACUACUGAUGCCCACCAGAAGAUCGGAAAGUUCCUUACUGGUUUCUCUGUCACUUUCGCAGAUAUGAUUAAGAAGAUGCUGGAAAACACGCUCUUAAGAAAUUCUGUUUGCAGAAAGGAAACAUAUGGAUCUAGCUGCGAUAAUCCCGCAAGCUGUGAAUAUCAGCAUGAAGAUUCAGAAGAGCUCUUUUAUAACCGUUUUCACACCUUGUUAAAUUUCGUAUACUUGAAUUCAGUGGUCAAGCAAUUCGUUUCCGAGAUGACUGGGAACAAAAAUGGAAGUGACGUUAUUCCAUUGGGUUUCAAGUGCUUCGUUGAAAACCAUCAAGAAUUCGAUGCUUGUCAACGGUUUUACAACUUCUUGUUUCCCCCCUCGGGCUAUCGAAGACAUCUCAUCAAGGGCUUUCACAUUAUUAAAGUUAAGGCGAUAAAAGCAGUAAAACGACGAAUUUUCCAGUUUGCUGAGUUCUUAUGGAAGGAAAAAACCAAGGAAAAGCGCCGAGCAGACACCGACAACUUCCUGAAAGUGUCGUCCUCGUUGCAACUAAUAGGUUCUUCUAAAGUUAUGUUGAAGUGGAUUUGUGAAGAAGAAAACCAGUUUAAGAGGGAGAAAAGAAAGUUGUUUAACACGACAAUGAAUGAUUUAGUUAGAAAUGGAAUGGUUCAGAAGAAAGAUACAGGUGCUUAUGAAAGCUAUCUUCACUGGUGGGAGAUCGGCAAGAAGAAAUUAUACGUGUCUGGUGAUGUGGAGAACGCAGCCCAUGAAAUCAUAAGAUCGUUCCUCACCCUUACAGCCAAACGAAGUGGCAUGAUCUAUCCAUCAAUUGCUAAUACCGUGAUGAUCAUCGAGUAUCAGUUGACUGCGUGCCUUGCACUGUACGCCAAUUUGUGCACACACCACCGAUACCCGAUAUGUUUGCCCGAAAGCUACCUAGUCAUGGUGCGGUUUUGGGAUAAUGUCAGACCAAAUGCUGGCAAAGGCACCUUCACUUUAUAUGAAGCAGUUGAGCAUAAUGCAAGGCAAGAAAGAUAUAAACAAAGACUGCUCAAAGCCACCUGUAAAGUUUUGGACUACAUGGUGAGGUUGACAUGUGGUGACGUCGCACGUAGGUUUGACGUUUUAGGAGACGCACUGAGCUCUGAUGACAGUCCAACACAUAGCACCUCUGGAGAAGUAGAAAGAAGCCUGGUUCUUUUCCUCACGAUGCUUUGCAAUUGUGGGAAAGGAAUCUCUACUUCCAUGGAGGGCAUCAUGUUGAAAAACAUUUUUAGCCUGAAGCCCAACCCUCGUCUACCAAACCGUAUUAAAAACGCAGUAAUGGAAGUCCAAGAGGCAGAAGGGUUCUGUGACGUAGUAGCAGUAUUUGAUAAAUUUUUGCAGAGUCGAGGUGAAAGGCUGUAUGAUCUCCGCUGGCACAACGGCAAACUUUGGUUCGAUGGAUCAGAUGGACCAUCGAAUCCUAAUAAUUACCGUAAAAGGUUCCACAGUGAUACAUCCAAUAUACGUGAAGAAUUAAGAAAGAAGCAAGUAGAGACACCUCAUUGCGGUGAAGCCGUUGGCGAAGGCAAUGAAGAUUCUGGAGCGGUAGAUUUUGACGCCACAGAAGAAGACAUUGAAGUAAAGUACACAGAAGAAGAUUUGAGAGAGAAAGAGAAUGCUAGAUCAGAAGUAGCUGCCACAAAGAUCCAAAGAUGGUAUAGAGGAGUCAAGCAGUCAAAAGAAAUCCCAGCUAGAAACUUGGAAAGGUUAAAAUCCAUUGAGGAGCAAAGUAAGGCCUCAAGAAGUGCCGUUGAGGAGCGCUUUUCCAAGUUUGAAUUGGACUCGUUUGCUUGUGGAAUCUGUGGAGUACACUUUCCAUCAUUGGAUGAUUAUCAAGAAGAAUAUGACGGUAAAGCGCUUAUAAUUUUCAUUUCUUCGAGCACCACUGUAUCCAUUAUAGUCCACGCGUCUUCCAUUCAUCCAACAAUUUAUCGAUACAUCUAAGCUUUCAUGUAGCAUCAUAUCUACUUUUCCAUCUAAUCAUCUAUCCAACCCUUAACGGCAUCUAGAGCCAUAAUGGCACUUUCAAGUAAUCGGCUCCUGGACUUCUGUCUCUAUUUGGCUCUUGUCAAACUUCACUGAUUCAUUCGUUUAUCCUUGCAUUCCUUACCUUUUUGUCUGUCCACAAAUCAAUUCAUUUGGUCAUCUACAUUCGCUGAACUUAUCGCUUUGUCUUUUCCUUUAUUUUAGGUGCUUUGUCAGACAAGCAGGUCGAAAAUGUAGAAGACCACAGAAGGUCGGAUGCUCAUUGUCAAAAAGAGGAACAAUUCCAGCAGUACAAGGAGAUCUACUUAGCAGAGAUACUUCCCUGUUUGGUGAAAGAAAAAGAGCUACGAGACAUGAUUGAUGAUAUUUCCUCAUCUGGUGACAAGAGGGGAACGGAACAUGUCGCACUGGAUUUGGAAAGACUGGAAACAACUCUGUCUUUGUUGAAAAAAGACGUGCAGACCAUCGAGACAUUACUGAAAUGGGAAGAUGCCGGUUUGCUGUUGAAAACAGCAAAAGAACUAGAAGUUAGCCUUGAAGGACUAUUCAAACUUUUGGAACGAGGUACUUUUCAGAAUACAGACCAUAGGUAACUCCAUAAUUCAAUUGCAGUGAAAGUAAUUAACUUCUAGGAUUUGAUCCGUUCUGAGCCAUGCAAUUAUUUGUCUGACGUAUUUGUCUAUAGAUUAAAGUACAUCUGUCUUUUACUUUUAUCAACAAAAUUAAUGAUGAAUUUUUUAACUAGCAUUUUUAAAAGACCACAUUGAUAUCUCUUCAAAUGUACCAGCGUGUGAGCGCUGUGCAAUAAGAGAACAAUAGAUAAAUUUUUCCCAAUGAUUUCAAUGAAUAGCUUUUACUUUAAUUAUCCAUGCCGUUUAAUGUGUAGCAAUUAAGAGCCUUUUUCUCCACAGCAAAAGCCGAUUCGGUGGUGGAUGAACCCACGACGGGAAACGACGAAACUGAAGAUCACGACGACAGACUAGAGGAAGGAGGAGGAGAGGACUCACUCAUGGAUAUGCAUAAGGAUUUACCGAAGAAGCGUCGAAAGCACAAAAGAAAGAAACGAUCACAAGCUACUGACACGACAGUCUUGCCAUGA